UGUUACAAAAAGUUCAAAAAAACAAAAACUAAAAAAACAAAAAUGGGUCUCGCUAACAAAACUAUCGUUUUCGUUGCCGGUUUGGGAUGCAUUGGUAAGGACACUUGUAAGGCGCUUGUCAAAAGGAACGUCAAGAAUCUGAUAAUCCUGGAUCGUCUGGACAAGCCCGAAAUCAUUGACGAGAUCAAGAAGGUCAACCCCAAAACGAAUGUAACAUACCAGUCUUAUGAUGUCAUGGCGCCCGUCUCGGAGAGCUGCAAAACACUGGCCAAGAUUUUCGCCAAGUAUAAGAAAGUCGAUGUCCUGGUGAACGGUGCUGGUAUCCUGGAUGAUCAUGCGAUCGAGAAGACCAUUGCCAUCAACUUCACCGGUCUGGUCAACACCACCACGGCCAUUAUGCCCUUCUGGGAUAUUCGCAAUGGUGGUCCUGGUGGCAGUCUCUGCAACAUUGGCUCUGUGACCGGAUUCAAUGCUAUCUACCAGGUGCCCGUGUAUUCUGCAUCAAAGGCUGCUGUGGUUAGCUUUACCCAAUCACUUGCAAAACUUUCCAAAAUCACUGGUGUAAAGGCUUACACCGUGAAUCCUGGCAUUACCGCAACUUCUUUGGUACAAAGCUUCAACUCUUGGCUGGAUGUGGAACCGUGUGUGGCCCAGAAAUUGUUGGAACACCCCACACAGACUACUGAGCAGUGUGCCGAGAGCUUUGCCAAGGCUAUUGAGCGCGAUGAGAAUGGAGCCCUCUGGAAAAUGGAUUUAGGAACUUUGGAACCCAUCAAGUGGGACAUCUACUGGGACUCUCACAUCUAAAUUACUCUGGAUGAUUGGUGAAGAGACGACUACACUACAAAUAGUUCUGGACUAGACAAAGACUCUGCGAAACAAUCGCAGGAUAAUUCAACUAGACACAUGCAAAAAUGCACAUGAAUAAAUUGUAAUACUUGGGCAA
Messenger RNA from Drosophila willistoni, 946 nucleotides. RefSeq names its product alcohol dehydrogenase. The coding region runs from base 43 to 807 and encodes 254 amino acids. The transcript has a single exon. Gene Ontology annotation, cellular component: cytoplasm. Gene Ontology annotation, molecular function: alcohol dehydrogenase (NAD+) activity. Lineage: Eukaryota; Metazoa; Arthropoda; Insecta; Diptera; Drosophilidae. The record is from RefSeq and is a predicted model, not a curated record. Gene Ontology annotation, biological process: alcohol metabolic process.